GAUGUCUUGCACAAGAAGAGUCAAGAAGAUGCCUCAACCACAAUCUGUAAAACUGGAUGACCACGGGACACCCUGAUCAGCCCGCUUUUCAUAUUCGGUAAGAUAAAUUGCUGCCCGCGGCGGUGGUCGAUCUGCCGAUUACAGGUUCGCUCAAGCGUGGGGGGUGUGGGAGGUGAACAUUAGUCAGGACUCGGUCUGUGCAUGAUGUGCAGGGCCAAUACCUAUCUAAGGUACUCCGUACAGUACCUAGUAACCUUUGUCACGGCAAGACAAAAUAAUAAUCGAGCAAUUGAUCGAUCGGGCCGCACGCAGGCAGUCCAAAGCCCGUGGUCACCGACAGGACCCCGCAAGGGCCGCCUCCCAAAAAAAAGUUCCACAUGCAUGCCGUGGUUGGUUGGUCUGCGCGGAGUCCCAACUUGGAGGGACGAUCGUCGGACAAGCUGCAGGAAUUCAGGCGAUGUCAACGCAAGUCCCGACAUAUGGUGCGUGUAUUGGUACUCCAUACUGCUACCUCCCUCUGUAUUUUGGAGACCGGCCAACCGUGCGACUACCAUCACUUUAAUUCUGAGACAUUCGAGAUCGAGAUCCAUCCGAGUCAUUCAAGGGAUUUGCAAAGGAGGCAAUGGAAAUCCUGCGAGCAAGAUACAGUCGAUACGGGGCAGCGCGAUACCCGCAAGACUCAGGUGGAGAGAGGGGUCCCGGGGGUCUUCUGGUUGACGGAAACUCAUGCAGGGGGAGGGAUCAUGUGAUAUCAUCACUGUUUGGCAUCCUACCCAGAACAGGAUU
Messenger RNA from Aspergillus uvarum CBS 121591, 786 nucleotides. RefSeq lists its product as uncharacterized. The record is from RefSeq and is a predicted model, not a curated record. NCBI's taxonomy places the organism in Eukaryota, Fungi, Ascomycota, Eurotiomycetes, Eurotiales, Aspergillaceae. The coding region runs from base 202 to 717 and encodes 171 amino acids. The transcript has a single exon.